Messenger RNA from Moneuplotes crassus, 6364 nucleotides. NCBI's taxonomy places the organism in Eukaryota, Ciliophora, Spirotrichea, Euplotida, Euplotidae. The record is from the annotation of a GenBank genome assembly.
AUGACUGCUCUGUUCUUCCUAUCGCUGCUCUUCUUAGUCACAUCAGGCUGCGACCCUGGCACAUUUUCCAGUGACCAGAAAUGAAUGCCCUGUCAUUCUUCAUGAAAGGAGUGCAUGAAUGGGACUGAAUGUACAGGGUGUGAAGAGCAUAUGUUUUUGAAUACUACAACUGGGUUAUGACAGUUUUGACCCGAUGGAGAGUUUUACGAUGGGACUAUUACCAGAGGGUGAAGAAGCUGUGAAGGAUCGUGAUUUGGGCAAUGAGGGUACAGAGAGAUCUGUUUUAAGUGAACUGAUGGAAAAGCGUUUGAUCUUGAUAAAUUUGGGAAUGAUGAAGGUGACCCUGUUUGAGUUGCAGCAUGUGAUACUAGUAAAAAGGAGGUCACCGACCCAACUAAUUAUAAUGUCGACAAGUUUUGACGAAGUCCUAAAUUUUAUAUCGACCCUUCAUAUGAAGACCAAAUUGAACUAGGGACUAUAACUCAUCCUUACAGAACUGUUAAUCCUGUAUUUGAUGAGAUCUUGCUUCAUUUUUCGAACUCUGAAAGUGACGUAAAGGUGUAUAUAAAGGAGGGCACUACAAAUUUCAUUGAAGAUUCCAAGAUUUUUAUAAUAAACAUGACAUCAAUCGAGAUUACUACUUACAACGACACAUCAGCACCAGCUGGGUAUGCGACCAUUUACUCAACUGAUCAAGCACAGACUGAAAUAAGCAUGAAAGCUGCAUUUAACUUGAUGAAAGAUGUUACUGUUGAUCUAUCUACUAUUACUGCAGGGCAAGGGUUUAGUGACUAUGAGCUUCAGAAAAUAGGAACUUCUGGAGCAACAUUUGAGGCCACUAGGACAUCAAUAACUAUUUCCCAUUUCGUUGGAAGAAGGAUAGCUGCUUCAACACAAUCAGGAGUAUUUGCAUCAUUCAUCUACCUUCAGACUAAGACAUUUACACUGAAGAACAUUGAUUUUUACCUGUCAGGAACUUUAGUGAACACUAAUGAUCCAGCCAAUAUCUUCAUAGAGAACAUUUACAUUGACACAUAUGCUCUUGCAGGCGGGUUUAUGAUGGUGACUCUCUGUAAUUAUCCAGAAGCUUAUUUAACUCCCCAAGUGACAAUGAACAACAUUACAUAUGACACUUCUCAUUUAGAUGAAGUGUUCACAUCGAGGCCUAUAAGCUACUUGUAUUCUGGGCCAGGCAACUUCAGUGGAUACAAUUGGAAUUUAACAAAUAAUUUUCAUUUAGUUUCUCUAGGAUCACCCAGUGGAAUGGUCCAGGCAGCUGAGGUAUGCAAUUCAGAUGAUGGAGCUCUCCGGACAGUAAAUUUAGAUACCUUAUACAUCUCUAUUCCUCAAACUAGUAGUCUUAGCCGCAUGAACGCAUGGGGAGUAGAGUUUACUGCGGAAGUAGGGAGAAUUCAUCAUAUUAAUAUAUCUCAUAUGUAUAUUAAAGACUUCAUUGAUCCAAUUUAUGCUGCCUUUGGAGGAGGCUUCACCUCUAACGAUGUAAUUCAUGUUACCGAUGUUGAAGCAUCAAAUUAUAAUGCUAAUCUUGGACUUAUUUUCGCUCAACAACCAGGGCAUAUAACCUUUAAGAAUAUGACUUUCAGAGAUGUCUCUUCUGGAGCCAACCCAACUUUUGGAUUAAUUUUUGCAGGAUACUCACGAUUUGAAAAUAUUAGAUUUGAGAACUAUACAGGGUCCCAGCAACCUAUUGGAGCUGUAAUUUCUACUCAAUCUGCUCUGACAAAUGUAUCAAUGGAGAAUAUUGAAAUUAUGAACUGAAAUUUUCAGAAGCAAAAAUUUUUCCAGGUAUCAAUAUCCAUAACAGACAUUACUCUGAAAAAUAUUAGUUUUAUCAAUACAACAGUUGAUGCAGAUGAACAUAUUUUCUUCCUAAAUAGCAUCCAGCAGCUACAAGUAGAUGGGGUUUAUUUGUCUGGCUUAAAACCAAAUGAUUUGAAUGAUGAGAAUACUGCAUUUAUCACAAUCAACACUCUUGAUUUAAAUACUUCAACGAAUUCUACAAUAUCGAAUGUGGUGUAUGAGAACUCUUCGAUUUAUCCUGUCCAGUUAUUGACAAUGACAAAUUCGCCUCCUUCUAAGAAGUUGAUAAUAUUUGAGGACAGUGUGUUUAAAGAUAGCCAGAUUUCCUCAGAGAAGGCUAUUCUCACUAUGAAUAAAGCAAAAACUAGUCAUGAUAUUGAGGUGUCCCUUAAAAAUCUUACUUUCUCAAAUAUAAAGUUUGAUUCGAGUGGGUAUCUAUUGCUGUUGAACCACCAAUUUGUGAACAAUCUGACUGUCUCAAACUGAGUUUUUGAGAAUAUUGAAAAUGGGUAUAUUCUCAUAACAACUCCUACAGUUAGUGAUACCAGUAUUUUUACUCGUGUUAACAUGGACAACAUCACUGUAAACAAUGUCAAAGAGUCCACUAACUCCUUCAUCACAUUGACAGAGCAAGGCAAGACAUACAUUACAGGGUCAAGAUUCACUAAUGUGUACUCAUUCUCUGAUGGAGCUGUUAUUUCAGGAAGAGCAUCAAGAGCUGAGAUUGACAUUGAAAAUUGAUCUUUUCUCAAUAAUACAGCACAUAAAGGGGCUGUAAUUUUCCUUUCUGACAAAAGUUAUCUAAAAUGAACUAAUUGAACUUUUAGCAAUAAUUUUGCUAUCAUUAGUGGAGUUGCGGAAGUUACUUUGGAUGGAUAUUUUGAAUUUUAUCAAACACAAAUAUCAAAUAAUUAUGCUAACAGUGAUCCUAUAUCACUUAUUCUGGAUAGCGCUUCGUUGUCAAAAGUCAGUAAUUGAUCAAUUUAUGGUAAUGAGGCUUUGUCUAAAGCUCAGCUAGUUCAGGAAUUUGCAACUUGAUCAAAACUUUGUUUCAUCUCUACUGAAUAUAAAACUUAUUCAGAUAAUAACUUUGCUGCUUCAAUCAUUGAUAAUGCAGAAGACCAAUUAUUCCAAGUAAUUUCAGGAUCUCUCUCAAUUCUUAGUAAUACUAAAAUCUAUGAUCAGUCAAUCAUCAUAAACGCUUUUGUGUCAACCAUCACAUUUGAGGACUCUCUUAUUGAGAACAUUACUUUUGGGAAGACGAGCAUACAGUCUGUGUUCACCACUCUGACUCUCAACAGAAUGACUAUUCGGAACUUGGAUAAUACAGCAGACACAGACUUCAUUCUUGUUAUGCUGGAUAGUAGUUUUGUGGUAUCAGACCUGAACUAUUCAUCUUCUAAUUCGAUCUUGUUUGUAGUAAGAACUUCAUCAAUAGAUAUCAAAACCAUAAAUUUUGACAUGAUCACUAAUGCGACUAAGUUAGGAGAAAUUGCUGAUUGCUACAAUUCAACCAUUGACGGGAUACAUUCUUCAAACUCCGAAGUAACAAGUGAUUACUUAUUUUCUUUGGACACUUCCAACAAUAUUACUUUAAAGAACUUUUAUUUGUCAAAUUCAGUUUCUUCUGUAGUAAAGAUAAGAAAGUCUAAUAUUGCUCUAAUUGAUCAGAUAGAUAUUAAAAAUUGAUCUGAAGGAUUUCUGAUUCAAUUAAGCACAAUAAACUUGGUCCAAAAUUCAAUAUUCCAUCAAAAUGGGAAAUCAAAUCUGUUAUUGGGUGGUGGAAUCCAAAUGGAAGACUCAUCAGUUUCCAUCAGAAAUUCAACCUUUUCGAAUAAUAUUGCUUAUGUGGGAGGAGCUAUUUAUUUCAGCUGUUCAUCUACUGUUCUUUGUUAUCUGAAUCUUUCAAACAACACAUUUGAACAUAAUAGUGCAUCAUUCAAAGGUGGAGCUCUUUAUUAUGACUACUCGAGGCCAAUAUUUGGAGACUCUCUUGUUUAUACAAACAACACUGCCAAUUACGGAAAUAAUAUUGCAAGCUAUGCAGUUAAAGUAACUUUUGCAAAUGACUCAAGAGCUCCUUUGAAACUAAAUGAUUUCGGAUCAGGGCUUGCUUAUCCAGAAACAUUGAACUUUGCAGUCAGAGAUUAUGACGAUCAAGUCAUGAACCUAAACAGUCAGGAUCAAAUUAGAAUGUCAGCAACAAAUUCCAAAACAACAGAAGUCAAAGGGUUCAAUUCAGCUCCUCUCAGAAAUGGUAUUGCAGAAUUUGACAAUCUAAUUGUGGUUGCAGAGCAAGGUUCAGACGAAAUUCAAGUGACUGCAACAUCCAAUGCUAUUGACCAAAAUAGAAUACAGCAGAUUUUUGGCUCUCAAAUAAGCUCGAACAUAAUCACCUGAAACAUUAGAUAUUGAAAGCCAGGAGAAUUAGCAGAAGGUAAUAUCUGAAGAGAAUGCUCUCCUGGAACAUACUCUCUUGAGUGGAGUAGCUCAACUUGAGAGCAAUGAAUGGAAGAUGUUGUGUGUGAAGGCGGAUCAGAGAUCAAUGUAAACUCAGGAUUUUGGAGAGAAACUCUAAACUCUACCUCUAUCGUAGAAUGUGAGAACAAAGAUGCAUGUAAUGGAGGGUAUGUUGAUGACUAUAAUCAACCAACCAAAUGUGCUACUGGAUACAAAGGAAAAUUAUGAUCAAAAUGAGAUCUAACGCAAGAUUCAAAGUUCCAGCAAACCAGUGAAUUUGUCUGCCAAAAAUGACCAAAUGCAACAAUGAAUGCAAUUAGAGUAUUUGGAGCUGUUAUAGGUGUAUUCAUAUUCUUUAUGAUUAUAAUUUUUGUUAAUGUAAGAAAAACAUCAGAAAGCCAGAUUUCGAUAUUAUUACGUAUUCUGACAAAUUAUGCCCAAAUAAUAACAACAACAAUAUCAUUUAGCUCAAACCAUCCAGACUUAUUAACUGAUGCACUGGUUCCUGUUAAAAGUGUAGGAGACUCUUCGACAGCCUUUAUGUCUUUUGACUGAUUCAUCACUGACUCAGAAGUGACUGGACCUUUCCCAUCAACAACAUUCUUGAAGCUAUUCAUUCUGAUCCCUUUACCCUUAGGAGUAUUUUUCAUUGUUACUCUGAUAUGGAUUAUCUUGUACUGCAUCAGAAAAAGUUGGAUUCCAGAUAUGAAAAGAUAUCUCAUCAUAUCUUUUAUUAGCGUCGUCUUCUUAUUACAUCCAAAGCUAGCACAAUCUGGGAUUGAUAUCUUCAGGUGCCUCAAAAUAAGCGAUGACGCUUACAAAGUCAGAAUUGAUAGUGAUAUUGAUUGAUACUCAAUGGAGCAUAUUAAAUGGUGUUUAAUUCUUGGAGGCCCAAUCCUAAUCUUCUGGGUGUCUCUUCUUCCGCUAAUUGCUCUAGUUCUCAUGUAUCGGAACGUAGGAGUUCCUGACCAGAACAACCAAGUACAGAAGUACUUCUUGAUACUGUAUCAAGGGUUGAAAUCAAAACAUUUUUAUUGGGAGUUUGUAAAUAGUGCAAGGAAGAUAGCUGUCCUAAUUGCAUUUUUAUUGCCAACAAGCAUUCAGAUUCUCUUUUCGGUUACUAUCCUUAUCUGAACCUGGAGGCUACAAUCAUAUUUCCGCCCUUACAAGAAUGAAGACAAUAACAAAAUUGAGAUGUUGGGAGUCAAUGUAGGAAUAAUCACAUUAUGUUGAGGAAUGGUCUUUAAUACUGCAGACGCCAAAGAUUCUUUGAAUUCAGUGUUGCUCAUAAUCAUGCUUGCUGUUAAUGUAAUAUUUAUAAUCAAGUGGAUGCAUCUGAUGGUCCAAACUCUUGCAGAGAGGUAUAAGUAUUGCCAAACACUUUCAAACUGCAUCUCAAGAUAUAUUUUGUUCAACAAAGUUCUGAAAGAAGAUAAUUUAAAAGAUAAAAUCAAAAAGAUUAGGAAAUAUCAAAAGAAAAAGCUGUUUAAAGUCAAAAAAGGGACUCGGGCUAAAAACAAGGCAAAAAAUUCCCAAAGAACCAAAAGAACCAAAAAUCGGCACCGAAAAAAAGCUUGACUACCAGGGAAUGAGCUCAAGGAAGACUCUGUUGCAGACACAUUCCGAGUUCAAAGAUUGCCAAAGUCUUUCGAUCGAGGAGCCCCCACUGGGUCAGACCAGAGAUUUGUCCACCCACAGGAUGAAAGCAGUGAGAGGUUCAAGACAUUCCUGAAGAAUAAGAAUGUUACUUUUAAUAAGGAACAACAUUCUCCCGACUCUGGUGAUUCGAGAGUCGACAGAAUUCUCCACAGAAAAGAGAUGCAACGAGAAAGUAUGGAUGUUGUUCCUGAUCUUGAGGAGCAAAUAGAGAUGAAGAGUUGAUCGAUAAAGCCCAAAGGGCAUCAUGAAUCUAGCAAGGACAUAAAAGUUCCAAUAUUGGAUGAUUUGAUGGAAGAAUUAUAUACUUCAUCGGACAAGUACAGCACCUUUAAGUUUCCUAUUAAGAGCAUGAAGGGAUCUGAAAAAUAGUUGUAGAUGAUCUCCCUCAGUAUAAAAUUCUUGAUAUAUAAUCAUUCAGCUAGCU